Messenger RNA from Salvelinus namaycush (lake trout), 1176 nucleotides. RefSeq names its product protein Wnt-10a-like. The record is from RefSeq and is a predicted model, not a curated record. Gene Ontology annotation, biological process: multicellular organism development; neuron differentiation; canonical Wnt signaling pathway. Gene Ontology annotation, molecular function: cytokine activity; frizzled binding. The transcript is spliced from 4 exons. The coding region runs from base 1 to 1176 and encodes 391 amino acids. Gene Ontology annotation, cellular component: extracellular region. NCBI's taxonomy places the organism in Eukaryota, Metazoa, Chordata, Actinopteri, Salmoniformes, Salmonidae.
AUGUUCAAUCAAAGAAGUAUCAAUCAUGUGCUACAGUACAGACACACCUUAACAUCAAACCUUCUGUGUUCCAGGGUAGAUUCCAACAAGAUUCUUGGGCUGAAAAUCCCCAAUAUCGACCCCAUUCUCAAUGCUAACACCGUGUGCUUGAACCUGCCUGGACUGAACCACAGACAACUGGAGGUGUGCAUGAGAAACCCCGACGUCACCGCCUCGGCCAUCCAAGGGAUCCAGAUCGCCAUCCAUGAGUGCCAGCACCAGUUCAGAGGACACAGGUGGAACUGCUCCAGCCUGGAGACCAGGAACAAGAUCCCAUACGAUAGUGUGGUUUUCAAACGAGGUUUCCGAGAGAGCGCCUUCGCAUACGCCAUCGCGGCAGCGGGCGUGGUCCACGCCGUGUCCAAUGCCUGCUCCAUGGGGAAGCUGAAGGCGUGCGGCUGCGACGAGAAGCGGAGAGGCGACGAGGAGGCUUUCCGCAUCAAACUGAACCGGUUGCAGCUGGAGGCCAUCCACCGGGGGAAGGGCAUGGUGCACGGAGUCAUGGAGCACUUCCCUGCAGACCUGCCCGGGCCUCAGGACUCCUGGGAGUGGGGAGGCUGUAGCCCCGACGUGGACUUUGGGGAGAAGUUCUCCAGGGACUUCCUGGACUCGCGCGAGACAUACAAGGACAUCCAUGCCAGGAUGAGGCUCCACAACAACAGAGUUGGCAGGCAGGUGGUGAUGAACCACAUGAGACGGAAAUGCAAAUGUCACGGGACAUCAGGAAGCUGCCAGCUGAAGACUUGCUGGCAAGUCACACCGGAGUUCAGGGUGGUAGGCUCGCUGCUCAAGGAGCGUUUCCACACAGCCACCCUCAUCAAAGCCCACAACAGGAACACGGGCCAGCUGGAGCACGCCCACCACCCCACACACAGACGACUCAACGAGCUGGUCUACUUUGAGAAGUCCCCGGACUUCUGCGAGAGGGAUCUGCGGUCCGACUCGGCCGGAACGCAAGGGAGGAUCUGUAACAAGACAAGUCACGAAAUGGACAACUGUGAAAGCCUCUGCUGCGGGCGAGGCCAUAACAUUUUACAGCAGACCCGCAGUGAACGAUGCAAUUGCAAGUUCCACUGGUGCUGUUACGUGGUCUGCGAAGAGUGUCGAAUAACAGAGUGGGUCAGUGUCUGCAAAUGA